Prorocentrum cordatum is the source of this 753-nucleotide messenger RNA. Lineage: Eukaryota; Dinophyceae; Prorocentrales; Prorocentraceae. The record is from the annotation of a GenBank genome assembly.
AUGCUACGAGCUGGUCUUCACCAGCCAGAACCACGUGGACGGCAGCGGGUACCCGUGGGGCGGGGCGCACCCGAACCUGGUCAACAAGAGGCACGUCGUGCAGGUCACGAACAUCGGUUACGACGUCACUGGCGUUCACAGCUUCGAUCUCUUCGGGGGCGGCGGAUCCCCGGUGCCGGCCAGGGCCAGUUCACCAGCGGGUGCACCAAGCAGUUCUCUGGCUACAGCUCGAGCGCCUUCGACUGCGGCAACAACUACGGCGGCUGCUCCGCGCGGAGCGGGUGCAGCGCGCUCCCGUCAGAGCUGCAGGCAGGCUGCCACUGGCGCCACGAUUGGUACAUGUGGCUCGCGUCGAGCGGCAAGACAAACAACCCGUACGUCAGCUUCCGGCGCGUGCGGUGCCCCCAGCAGCUCACCGACAUCAGCGGCUCGGUCCCACUGGACGACGCUUCGUGGCCCGAACACACCGGCGCCACUCCGCCGGCUACUCCGAGCCCUACUCCGAGCCCUACUCCGAAGCCGACUCCGUCUGGGUCACCACCACCCCCGUCGCCGACACGGUCGCCGACCCCGUCGCCGACCCCGUCGUCGAGCCCGUCGCCCGAGGCGCCGACCCCGUCGCCCUCCUACGGGCUGGGCUCCCCCGUGCCUUGGCAGGACAACCCGUCGCCGUCGGAGGUGGACCGGGCGGGGCGCUGCGCGCUCGUGCCGGUCGGGCCAGUGGCCGCUGCCGCCCUCGCGGCCCUGCUGUGA